UCAGGCCUUGUGCCUAUGGUAGAAAGGAUCAUUAAUGUUUCCCUUUUUUUUUUGUUUUUUUGCUUUGCAGACCAUGCAGGCCAUGCUCAGAAGAUAGUACAAACCCUUGACAUUUCUCGAUGGUAUGGCAUCGUGAUAGUUGCAGGAGAUGGGCUGAUAUUUGAGGUCAUCAAUGGACUGAUGUCUCGCCCUGACUGGGAUCAAGCCCUCAAGAUCCCAAUUGGUUGUAUCCCUGGGGGUUCGGGGAAUGCCUUGUGUUGUUCCAUCAAUUACUCAGCAGGUGAACCUAUUCUAGAGAACAUGGUUCUUCACUCAACGUUCAUCCUGAUCAAACACCAAGUACUCCCUCUCGAUCUGGUGGCCAUCCAGACUGUAAACCAAUCCAUGUACUCCUUCUUAUCGGUUACCUGGGGUUUCAUUGCAGACAUUGACUAUGAGAGUGAAAAAUACAGGAAAAGCCUUGGUUCAAAGAGAUUUCUCUUUCUCCUAGCACAACGGCUUAUUGAUUUACGUUCAUAUCGAGGACGUCUCUCAUUUAUCCCAAUAACAGCCUUCAAGGACAGCACAGAUGGUGAGGGCGGAAAUGUCCGCAAGCUGUCCCGCUUUGCAUUCGACAUCAACCCAGGUAGUAGGUCGAGUCUAGACGACAGUUCGAGCAUGGACGAAGGGGUCACGUGGUCGUCGAGCUCCAUGUCGACAGAGGGCAACACGUGCAUAAAGCGCUCUGCAACGAUGUCGGAAGGUUGCAGCGUGAAAGCGAAGCAAGAAUGCUCCGACGUCGGAUCCAAGAACACGCGGCACUGUUCCGAGACGAACCUCUCUUUCGAGGAAUCGACGAGGAGUAGUCACCGAGACCUGAGUUUCAAUUCUUGCUCCGACAUAACCAACUCUCCGUACCUCAUCGACGACGGCAAAGAAAACAACUGCGACCAGAUGGAGCACGCGGACUCAUCUACAUUCCGAACCGCUAACUACAGCGACAACAAAGCAGGUUUCCCUUUAGAAAACAAUGACUCGAUUCGCUGGAAGAGCCAGCAAAUGGUGACGGCAGACAACGUGGUAAUCCAAGAAGAGACCCUAACUGCGCGUAAGAACGUAGGGUGCCCAGUUCCGACACCACUGCUCCCUCCCUUACACGAACCCCUCCCCGACAACUGGGUUGUGAUCGAAGAUGACUUUGUGCUAUUGUCUGCCUCGUACCAGACACAUUUGGGGCCUGAUUUCCUCAGCGCUCCCGACAGCCGUUUCAACGACGGUAUUAUCCAUUUACAUUUUAUUCGGACUGGUAUUUCAAGGAAUGCACUUUUCAAAUUGUUUCUCUCUGUGGAGGACGGUUCCCAUCUUGACUCACCUUUCGUGGAAUCAAUCAAGGUAUUGGCGUUCCGGCUGGAACCUCUAGACAAGGCUGGGAACAUUAUGGUUGAUGGGGAACAUAUAGAAUAUGGUCCGAUUCAGGGACAGGUUUUGCCUGGAAUUGCUAAAAUUAUGGGUAUUCAAUAAAAAAAAAUAAAAAGUUCAAAAAAAGAAAAACAAAAUUAAAAAAGGUACGAUUAAUUACAGGAGUGAAAAUAAAAUUUUAAAAAAAUAUACAAAAACAAAUAGCAAAAGACAAAAAAACUCACAAAUUCCACCAAAAACAAAUAGCAAAAGACAAAAAAAACUCACAAAUUCCACCAAAACCAAAAUCUUGGUUCUUCCAGAAGUCUUUCUGACAUUAAUUUCAGCUUAUUGUGUGUGUAUAUGUGUACAGGCGUAUGUGUGUGAAAGUGUGUGUAUGGAAAUUUAUGCAUAUAUAUAUAUAUAUAUAUAGUCAUUAUGAGGGUAUUUAAACCACUUAACGGAAUAUUUUAUCCAAGGUACACUGGUUUAAUAUUUUGUAUUUUGAAGAGAUAUUUCUUCAAUGAAUAUAUUAUAUAAAAUAUUGCGAAAUAUCAAA
Molecule: messenger RNA, 1936 nt
Organism: Octopus bimaculoides (California two-spot octopus)
Lineage: Eukaryota; Metazoa; Mollusca; Cephalopoda; Octopoda; Octopodidae
Product: sphingosine kinase 2
Biological process (GO): sphingosine biosynthetic process; phosphorylation
Cellular component (GO): membrane; intracellular membrane-bounded organelle; cytoplasm
Source: RefSeq, a predicted model, not a curated record